AGUGGAGAAGGUCCCUAGAGAGGCUCUCUCCCUAGCAGCCCCAUCCCAGACGGACACCACGUGACUCCUAGAGGCUGGCCAACGCCCGGCAGGAGCAGCCCACAGCUCUGGUGACUGGAGCCCACAGCCUGGCCAGCUCAGCUCCGCAGCCAGGGGCUGAGGCAAGCAGGACCCAGUGGGCUGCCAGAGACAGAAAGAGUUCAGCGAGCGCUCAGUCUCCCAGCCACCCAUCGACUUCGCAUUUGGCUGAUGAUGGAGCUGAAUGAAGCCCCACAGGACAUGGACUUCUCCAACAGCGUCCAGGAGGACGUGGCCUUCAACCUAGCCAUCCUGUCCCUCACUGAGCUCCUCAGCCUGGGUGGACUGCUGGGCAAUGGAGUGGUGCUUUGGCUGCUGAGCCGUAAUGCCUACCAGAACCCCUUCUCCAUCUACCUCCUGGAUGUGGCCUGUGCGGACCUCAUCUUCCUCAGCUGCCACAUGGUGGCUGUUGUCUCCGACUUGCUGCCUGGCCAUCUGGGCCUCCCAAGCUUCAUCCAGACCAGCCUGACCACACUCAGGUUCCUCUGCUACAUCGUAAGCCUGAGCCUGCUGGCGGCCAUCAGUGUGGAACAGUGUCUGAGCACGUUCUUCCCAGACUGGUACCUAUGCCGCCGCCCACGCCACCUGACCACCUGUGUGUGCGCCCUCAUCUGGGCCCUCUGCCUGCUUCUGGACCUGCUGCUUACCGGUGCCUGCACCUUGUUCCUUGGGGAGUCCAGCAGCCGCCUGUGCUGGACACUGUGGGUGGUGCUGGCAGCCCUGCUGGCUGCACUGUGCUGUGCCAUGUGCGUGUCCAGUCUGCUCCUCCUGCUGCGAAUGGAGCACGGUCCUCAGCGGCACCAAUCCCGGGGUUUCCCUGCCCUGGUCCUCCUGGCCGUCCUUCUCUUCCUCUUCUGCGGCCUGCCCUUUGGCAUCUACUGGCUGUCCCGAAACCUCCGCUGGCACAUCCCCCACUAUUUCUACCACCUCAGCUUUCUCACAGCUGGCAUACACAGCGCAGCCAAGCCCGUCAUCUACUUCUGUUUGGGAAGUGCUCGUGGCUGGGGGCUGCGUGAGCCCCUCCGGCUGGUGCUGCAGCGGGCACUGGGGGAUGAAACUGAGCUGGGGGCCAGGAGAGAAGCCUCCCACAGGGGCCUCAUGGAGGUGACUGCCUAGGUCCUUCAAGUGCUGACCACAGCUCCAGCCUGGGGGUUCUGGAGAAGGUACCAGAGUGGGAUCAGAAGACUUAGAAGGAGGACUUUGAUGAUGACUUUGGCCCACUCCUGUGCCUUUCCUCUCCUGUAUACCAGGUCCACAGGAAGUUUCUGGAAAGGCCAGACUGGAGGCCAGGUCUCUGGAGAGCCUAGGAAUGUGCUUUAGAGGAAACUUCUGGGUGCCUUCUCAUGCUUCAAAACUUGUAAGAGCUUUGUUACACUCACAUUCCUCUGGUACAGAGAGGAGACAGGGAAGGGUAAGGCAGGCAGGUUGUCAGCCAGGCAGUAGGCUCAGACCAACGAGCUCAUCCUCCCUCUCUCUUCCUGCUAGCUGCAGGAACCUGCACUGCGUGGUCCACCUCAGUUCCCCUUGCCUCUCCCUCUCCUGCAGGCUACCAAGGUCCCAAACUGGGAGGCUGACUUAGGAAGCCCCUGAUGGCUAAGCCACAGACAAGAACAUCUGCCCAACCCCUAAACCACAGCCUGUGAGCUGAGUCUAUCUGACUCCUGUUAGGGGCCAAGAGCAAAGCAGGCUCCUGGUCUAGAGUGCGAGGAGCAAGCAGGCCAAGUGAACCCCAAUACAAGGCAAGGCAGGUUAACUCAUCACUGCAGAAUGCUACAGGGGCACAGUAGUCAUAAUACCUGGUGACAGGCCGUGCCCCCCUGGGUUCCUGUGAAGGGCUCUGAGUGUGGACCCUCAGUAUACCAUCUGUUCCAGUGCUGCCCAAAGCAUAAUGCCUCACACUAGCCAUAGUGGCCAGCAGCAUCCUUAUGGCCAUGUUACCAGUUUAAGUAGAAAAAUGGUGACAUCUCAGGACACAAUGAGCUCUCAGAACAAGGCUUGGCAAGGAUGGGGCACUUUAAGGUUCUGCCAACCUGGCUGCAGAGAUUCCUUCUCAUUUCCUUGCCAGGGAGGCAUGGAGAGGCCCAGAGAUAGGCUUUUAGAAGCUCAUGGGGUUGCUGUUUAAGGCCAUGACAUGGGGACAUUGGGUACGUUGCCAAAGGCUUCAGAAAAGCUGGCAGCCAUUGAGGCUCCCUAGAUCCCAAGGUGAAGCAUGCUGAGUGGGCAGAGGGGCCACUGAGAACAGGAGGCUCCUCAGUCCCACCCACAGCUGGAACAUCUGGAGUGAUCCUGCCCACCGGCAGCCCCAACUUCCAGGACAGAGCCCAGCUGUUGGAUGCCCCCCUGCCAUGCCUCUGCCCAGCAGGUUUCCCCACAGCAGGUGGUGGAGCUGCCCUAGUGCAGAGAGAGGCCACAGAGUUGAAUCCAGAGCCACCUACCUAGGAGUCUUUGCUCAGGGCAUGGGGUAGCUAAGAGCGGGGAUCAGAGCCCACCAGCCUGUGCUGACCCCAGCUUGCUGCCACCUCUAUGUCACUGCAGGUCAAUUACUCAGUCACCCUGUGUCUCUGCUUCUUCCUGUAUGAUUUUGUAUGUGCAAAACAGUUUGAAUUGUACCCAACAUCUUGCAGGUCCCCAUAGAAUUUCAUUAUGUCACAACACUCCAGUCUGGUGUGAAUCUUAACCUAGACUGAGGUGCCUGAGAAGGAUCCCAUUUGACUCCUGUAAGGACCUCCAUGCCCUAAGAAGGAAGGUUGCUGGGUCUCAGCCAUGAUGGAGCUUGUCACUCUGAGUCUGAAUCACAAAACCCCUAUCCAGCAUCCUGGAAUCAGCAUUUCCACCCUGCACACUCUAUGCAGGCAGUGCUGGGCUGUGUGUUGGCCUCUGCCCCAGGGUGCAUCCCUGGCAGGUCUGGGUUCAGGAAUCCUGGGAGCUGGGUUCACCAAAAACCUGUUUUUCCUCCCAAUGCAACCCAAGAGCCUGCAUAGCCCUCUCUCUUCACCUCCAGGACAGUAGGGUCAUUUUUUUUGGUAAACAGAAGCAGAAAGGAAAGUGGCCUGUCACAAAUCCUACUGUUAGCUCUGGACAUACACUUCUGUCAGACCCAGGAAGGACCAGGAGGAAAAACACAAAUUGAUCUCAGGUAUUCAUCUUGCCAGAAUCCUUUUAGUAAUGUAGGAAAGGGGUCCCAUUUUACAGGUGAGUACCCCGAGAUUCAGAGGGGUUUCAGUAAUAGUCCAUGACUAUCUGGAACUUUUCAGUACCUGAAAAGUCAGUCCUGGGGCCCCUUGUCCACAUUGCCCACCUUGCUGGACUGAGGUUGACUUACGUGCUCCCAACCCCAUCUCCUCAGGCCCUUUUGCCUCAUUUGAGGUACAGGUGUAUCUGACACUCUAAGAACACACAGUCCCGGAGAGCCUAUCCUGAGCAUCAAAGGAUUCUGAGGCAAUUGUAAAUGCUUCCCAUCUGGCCUUGUGGAACCCAUGCACCUUCGGUGGGGGAGGGUUAUAUGAAAAACUGCAGCCUCCUCCCAGUCUCCAGGGAAAGAGUCCACUUCCUCCACUCCACUGUGGGUGUAACAGCAGGCAUGUGGCCUUAUGGCCUAAUUCUGUAUAGAAUUCACUCAUUCCCCGUCCUGAGAUCUGGCAGCCCGUGGGGCAUUGGGACCAGGUAACCAUCCUCCAGGUCCAAAGCUGAGACUCCAGGUCCUGGCCAGGCCAGAUCAGUCUUGACCCCCAACCUGGCCUCCCAGGAGUGGCUCUCAGCUCAUACCCAAAGCACUUCCUGUUUUGCCCCCAAAGCCAAAAGAGCCCCACCUAGGAACCCAGGCCAGUCCCCACCUCAGCCCUUACCCUGCAUGACUCUGAGGCCAGCUGCUCCAAGGCAGCCCCUCCUGGGCUCUCAGACAAAGCCAGAUCUGGGGUGGUUCAGUUCCCAAGAAGGACAAGGUCUGAGGGCCGGGCCAGUAUCACCCUGGCCCACCUACCCACCUGGAGCUGCUCUGACAGGACGGGGUUCUUAGAAACAGGAUGUCACUGCUGGGACAGCCAGACAGUCCAGUACACUCUGUAAUCCUGGUCCCCUACUCAGGCUCUGCAGAGAGCACUGCUGGGGCUCCAAAGUCUGUGUUUGCAAGACAGGGAACAGGGCCUGGCAGCCAGUGGCCCAGGAAGGCACACCCUCCCCACCUCUGCCCUGCUGUGCUCAGAUGCAAGUGUGAACGUUGUCCCACUACUGGUCCUGCUUUCACUGUGGAGGCCUUGCUCACUGCUCAGCUAUUUCCUGACCAUAGAAAUUGGAAAAUCCAAUUUUAGGUGCCAGCCUAGGUCUUGUGUUGUCACCAGCAGUGUUACUCUUUCAUCACCCUGGAGUGUUGUGGCCCAGACACAGGGUCCCACCUGGCCUACCCAGGCUUCAGGGAGGCCGUGCUUCUGGCCUGCGGACUGUGAGUGUCUCUGCUUGGCCUUCCUACUUUAGCAUCAUCCAGUGUAUAACCUCUAGACUAUGUCAGUUUCUAUUAAUUUAAUGACAGUGUUUUUCCUUCAAGCCAUGAGGUCACAGGAACAAAAGCCAGCUGGAGCUGAGCCUCCUUUGCAUUGGACAGUGGCUCACAGGUGUAGCGUGCAAGAUGUCACAUUGCUCUUGGGUUAACCUGCAGCUUCAGGAGUCACAGAUGGCUAGCAGGGGCCUGAGCCUGGAGAAGCCAAGACCCUCCGCUUCUGGGAGGAGGAGGAGAAGAAGGAGGAGGAGGAAAAAGCAGCCGGCUCUUAUAGCCCCCCUCUUUGCACAGUGAGACCUCCACUCAGGAAGGAGGAAGCUGGAGAGAGCUGGCCUUGGGCCCAAUUGUGUCUCAACAGCUCCUCCUCCGUGUGUCAGCUGAGUGUUUGUUUUCUUGGUGCUCUGGCCCUUGGGGCAUCACUGACUUGAGGGAUUGACACAUGUGGAGAGCCAACUAGAGUAGUUAGCCACCUCCUGGUGCCCCUGAAUCCCUUUAUCAGAACUCUGGGCGUCCUAGUCCUAUCCCGAUUCCUCCUGAGCAGGAGCCAGAUACAAGGGACAGCCCUCAGGCCUCACAGUCCAGAGACCACUCAAACAAGCCAAUCCCAAGCCCUGACCCUCCUACCAUUGCUUCCCAUGAAAACUAAAAUCCCUUCUCUAGCCCCUACCUGCCCACCUCUGACUCCUGACUGACUCCACCGCUUUCCCAUCUCAACCUGCACAUAAGUGCUUGGGAGUGACAGCUCUAGGCUUUGGGUCAACCUGAGUUCCAGUGGCCCAAGGACAGCUUGAAAGCACUCAGACUUGUGUGUGCUGACAGCAGGAGAGGGUGUCUGAGAUGACAUUACACCCAGGCAAACGUUGGGGGGUGGAUUGUUGGGGCAACAGUACCUAGGUGUAGCCAUUAAGAGGAUGGCAGGUAAGAUGGCCCUGGGCCACCUGAGGGCUGAGCAUUUGAAAGUCAAGUGCAGUGGAUCUGGGAGCCAGGUGGGGUGGCUCAGUCUAGAACUCCAGGCCAUGCAGAAUGUAUGCACUACCUGACACUGACUGAUGACUUGUGGUGAAGAAAUGGUUUCCAAAGCCGAAUUUCACUGGGAAAUAUUAGGGCAAACUGCACCUUUUUGGACAUAAUUCCUGCCAGGCUGAGCACAAGUGCUCUGUGUAUUCCCAGUCAGGAAUCACAAAACAAAAGUUCCCAAAGGAUCCAAGGUCUUAUCUAGAGAAUUUGUAGUGACAUUGUUUUGCAGAAGAAAAUUUGGAAAAGCAACCAUCAAGGGCUGGGACCCCUGGUCUGUGAAGUCAGACAAAUAGUUGAGGGCUCCUCUGGAAGGGGUUGGGCCACCUCUACAGAAUGUCCCCAGAAGUCCUGACUCAUUGUGGGAAAAGCAGCUAUUGUACCCAGAUACUGAGCUGUCCUAAAUUUCUCAGCCAAUGAAAAGAAAAUAAAUAAGGCACAGAGAGGUUAGAGCAUUUCCUCAAGACCACAGAGCCAGAAAGCUUCAGCCCAGGAGCCACUUCCAGGUCUGUACCUAUAGUUCCUGGCUCAUAAGCACCUCUGUAGCUCCCACAGGAUUCUAAGAGCUGCCUUGCAUCAGAGGAGAAGGCAGAAGUGUGGUCCAGCUCCAGCUAGACAUAGUCUCCAGGCUGCUCCCUCCCCUGCACAACCCAAGUGCAGUGAGGUCAAGGGCUGUGGUGGAUUAGCUAAUGGUCAGCUUGGAACACCCCAUGGCUCUGAGUCAGUAUGGUGCUGGGUGGAGAAGGCCCACCUGAGGAUUGCUGCCAACAGCAUACAAGGAGAACUGGAGGGGAAGAUGGCGCACUGUCAGUCCCCCGGAAAAGCUUGUUGCACUAGCUUUCCUUACAUGAACUUGGCUGUUUUCAUCAUUAGAGGGGCUUGGGACCCCGCUGUUGCUGAGGAUGGCUGCAGUUCUCUUUGAGGGAGCUCUGGUCCUUACAUUGAGCAUUGCUUUCUGGCUUCAGUCCAGAUCACCCAGCCUGCUGGCACAAAUCCUUCGCCCCAUUGGCACAGACUUUCCUGCCUCCAUCACUGACCUUUGGGCCUUCCCAGUGCAGAUCCUUUAUACAGACUUGAAUGAGACAUGGUCAUGGCUCUAGGUCUCCAGUUGGAUGUGUGGGGAGCAUUGCUUUUGUAUCUAGGUCUUCAGAUGGAUUCGUGCAGGACAUUGCUGUGGGAUCCAGAGCUUCAGCUGGAUUCAUUGGGUCUCUAGUGCAUGGGCAAAUCUCCCACACCCUUCUGUGUUUGACUCUUUGGGUGACUAUUAUAAAAUAAUCCUAUAGGUUGUGUGUCCUGUAUUAAAUCCAUUCCCUGUAAACACUGACUACAAUGGGGGCCUGACAGGAGUGGAUUCAACUUGACAUGAUUGCAUUCGUCUUCAGCUGUAACCAUCAUGUUGGUCCUGAGUGACUUUAGUUGGGUUUCCUGCAUAUUUUCCCAGCAAACUAUAACACACAAAACCCUAAGACUAAUACACUGAGCUUUGCAACUGGAUCCUUUACGGGGAUGUGCCCAAUUCUGUAACUUAUCUUAAGAUGGGGUACAUUCCAGCCAGAAUGUCCUGAACAAUAACUAUGCCCCUCUUUCUUACCCAAAUUUCAGGCAUCCAACUGGUCUUGCUGCCACUUAGCACCAUGCUUCUGUCAGUAAGGCCCCAAUAAAUUUGAUUCUGUGCAACCCUA
Cavia porcellus (domestic guinea pig) is the source of this 7266-nucleotide messenger RNA. RefSeq names its product MAS related GPR family member E (gene Mrgpre). Gene Ontology annotation, cellular component: membrane. Gene Ontology annotation, molecular function: G protein-coupled receptor activity. Bases 250 to 1194 code for a protein of 314 amino acids. Gene Ontology annotation, biological process: G protein-coupled receptor signaling pathway. NCBI's taxonomy places the organism in Eukaryota, Metazoa, Chordata, Mammalia, Rodentia, Caviidae. The record is from RefSeq and is a predicted model, not a curated record. The transcript is spliced from 2 exons.